Zymoseptoria tritici IPO323 is the source of this 1335-nucleotide messenger RNA. RefSeq lists its product as uncharacterized. Bases 44 to 1249 code for a protein of 401 amino acids. The record is from RefSeq and is a predicted model, not a curated record. Gene Ontology annotation, biological process: epoxide metabolic process. Gene Ontology annotation, molecular function: epoxide hydrolase activity. The transcript is spliced from 4 exons. Lineage: Eukaryota; Fungi; Ascomycota; Dothideomycetes; Mycosphaerellales; Mycosphaerellaceae.
UUGACAGAUACUCAAAGUCCGAAACGUAUUCGAAUAUAGAACCAUGUCGGCCUACCGCAUUGACGUACCGGAGGAAAAGCUGAUCUCCCUGAAGAUCAAGCUCGCUCAGGCUGAGUUUCCUGACGAGCUCGACGGUGCUGCCUGGAACUAUGGUGCUCCUCUGGCAGACGUGAAGCGUCUGGCCCAACACUGGAAGACCAGAUACGAUUGGAGAGCUCAAGAGGUCAAGCUCAACGCGCUGCCCAACUACAAACGACCCAUCAAAGUGGAAGGCUUCGGCGAGAUCGAUAUCCACUAUCUGCACCAACCUUCCGAGAACCCGAAUGCCAUUCCGCUCCUCUUCGUGCAUGGCUGGCCGGGAAGCUACCUCGAAGUCUCGAAAAUGCUCGCCUCCCUCCGCGAAGGCUCCAAGGGCGUCGCCUUUCACGUUGUAGCUCCAUCCCUCCCCAAUUUCGGGUGGUCCGCGGGGCCCAAGAAGACCGGCUUUGGCCUCGCCCAAUAUGCGGAGACCUGCGACCAGCUGAUGCAGGCCCUUGGCUACAAGAAGUAUGUCACCCAAGGUGGAGAUUGGGGGUUCUAUGUUACACGAUCAAUUGGCUAUCGUUAUCCGCAGCGAUGCCUUGCAUCUCAUAUAAACAUGAUCCGCGCGUCACCGCCAUCGUUUGGCAAGAACCCAAUCCUGGCGCUAAAGCACGCUCUCACGCCGUACAGCGCUGCAGACAAGAAAGGUUUCGAACGGUCCGAAUGGUUCCUGAACGAAGGCCAAGGCUACCGUCUCCUGCAAAGCACGAAACCGCAGACCAUUGGUUAUGCCUGGCAGGAUUCCCCAGUCGCGCUUUUAGCCUGGAUCUACGAGAAGCUGCACGACUGGACGGACAACUACCCGUGGACGGACGAUGAGAUCCUGACGUGGGUCAGCAUUUACUAUUUCUCCGCUGCGGGACCAGCAGCUAGCGCGAGGAUCUACUAUGAAGCAAUCCAUAGCCCGAUCGGAGCCAUCUCGAGGGAUCGCACGCAGCAGUGGAUUCCAAAGGUGAAGCUCGGAUUGUGCCAUGCGCCGAAAGAGAUCACCGUGAUCCCGUCGACGUGGGCACGCACGUUGGGUCCCGUGGCGUAUGAGUCGAAGAAGACCCGGGGUGGGCAUUUCUUUGCGUGGGAGUGUCCUGAGGAGGUGGUCAAAGAUCUGAUCGCCAUGUUUGGCGAGGGCGGGCCGUGCUAUCGCAUCACUGGACCAGCAGCGAAAUUAUAGGCGAUGAGGCGAUGGAGAGCUCGGAUUCAACUGAAGAACGAGGUCAUUACCAUUACUUAUCUAACGUCUCGGGAAAGACUAGUCCC